Messenger RNA from Caenorhabditis elegans, 453 nucleotides. Its product is annotated as NADH dehydrogenase [ubiquinone] 1 alpha subcomplex subunit 1. The record is from RefSeq and is marked reviewed. Lineage: Eukaryota; Metazoa; Nematoda; Chromadorea; Rhabditida; Rhabditidae.
ACACACUAUAAAAACAGAGAGAAUCGGAAUGGAAAAUUAAGAAUUAUUAAUAUUUAUUCUUGAUACUAUUCAAAUUUUGAAAAACAAUGGGCUUCUUCUCUCAUGCUGCAAUGCUUGGUGUUGGCUAUUGGAUUGGAAAAUCGUAUUGUUUCCGGUAUAAGAUUCACCAACUUCCCACCGACCCGGAUGCAUCUGAAAUUUCAUUCCGCAUUGAACGAAAAGAAGGUGCUGGUCCAUUUUUCGGACAUCCAUGGUGGAAUCAUCAUCAUCAGUGUUGGCAUCAAUAUCAUCAUAGGACUGAGAAUACUGUAAAUAGUCAGAAUGCGCCAUCUCAAGUGAUUCCGAAGAAGAAUGUGGAACUUUUGGAAGUGGAAACCAAUCAAUAAAACGAAGAAGAUUAAGAUUUUGUAAAUAAUAUUUUUUCCCGAAAAUUGAAAUAAAUUUGGUUUGAAU